GCUUCCAAGUGAUUCACUCAAAACCAAAGACACAAACAUGAGUUCAAUUGCUUUGUCCUUCCUCUUCCUCGUUUCUAUAGCACUUCUCUCUAUUGCUACAGGCCAAGAAAGGGCCCCUCAUGGGCUUGUAUAUGAGAGCCCUGUAGCUUUUCCACCAUCAGCAUAUGACUUCUUUCAUCCCAAUACACGAAAGCCUGAAGCCAGAGACCCGUGCACUGCAUCCAAAUGUUCACCACUGCCUAUAGCUGCUCAAGUGGAAGCCACUCAAAUAUAUGAAAACAAAGCAUCAACAAUGCAAAAAGGAUGGAAAAAAAUCGGAGCUGGUGGUGUAGCUGGCAUUAUCAUUGCUGUUGCUUUUGCUGUACUGUAAAGGUCACUCGCCAAGCAAACAUGAGUCGAGCAAAUAAUAGUGUUCAAUCUCAUGCUUGGUGUGCCGUCUUUAAUUACAUCAGAAUCUAAGCUUAGAACAAGGCAUGAAUACCGUACCUCUUCACCCGAAUUCC
This is a messenger RNA of Abrus precatorius (Indian licorice), 503 nucleotides long. RefSeq lists its product as uncharacterized. Lineage: Eukaryota; Viridiplantae; Streptophyta; Magnoliopsida; Fabales; Fabaceae. The transcript has a single exon. The coding region runs from base 38 to 370 and encodes 110 amino acids. The record is from RefSeq and is a predicted model, not a curated record.